This is a messenger RNA of Cynoglossus semilaevis (tongue sole), 2977 nucleotides long. RefSeq names its product syndecan binding protein (syntenin) 2 (gene sdcbp2). Gene Ontology annotation, cellular component: cytoplasm; plasma membrane. Gene Ontology annotation, molecular function: protein binding. The coding region runs from base 282 to 1190 and encodes 302 amino acids. Lineage: Eukaryota; Metazoa; Chordata; Actinopteri; Pleuronectiformes; Cynoglossidae. The transcript is spliced from 10 exons. The record is from RefSeq and is a predicted model, not a curated record.
AGGAAGCAGUGACAUCAUUUUCCAGAAUUCCCCUCCAGUACUGCCUGAAAACGACGAAGAAACAGUGGCUGGAGGAGCGAGGAGAGGACAAACAGGAUUAAAACAAUAGAAAUAUACACGAAAUAUACACUCGCUGCCUGCGAUUCACUAUCGUUUUUAACCCCAAAUCAACAAAAAAGACAUAAAAGUCCCACUGUCUCUUUCCCGGCCCUGUCAAUAGGCUGGAGCAAGUUGCCAAGAAGACUGCAUUACUGCAUCUAACCAAUUCGUUCAGGCUGAAGAUGUCUCUGUAUCCAUCUCUUGAGGACCUUAAGGUCGACAAGGUUAUUAAGGCCCAGGCCCAGUUUGCCCAGACCACCGCCCCAAUGCCGGCCAUCACUGAGGGAAACUACCAGCCUCCACCCAUGGAUGCUGCGAUGCCUGCAUCAUGCUUGUACCCAAAUCUGGAGGAACUGAGCGACUACAUGGGUCUGUGCCUCAACAGUGAUGAAGUCCAGAGAAACAUGGCCCUGGUGCCUGUGGCUGAAAAUCAAGUGGCAGUGCCCUCCACCUUGGGCGUCACCAGCAUGAUACGGCCAGUGACGGGGGCAGACAUUGGUGUCAGGCGGGCAGAGAUCCGCCCUGGGCUGAGGGAGAUCAUUCUCUGUAAGGACCAGGACAAGAAGGUUGGACUCCGUCUGAGGUCAAUUGACAACGGAAUGUUCAUCCAGCUGGUGCAGGCCAACUCCCCCGCAGCCUUGGCUGGGCUGCGUUUUGGUGACCAGGUCCUUCAGAUCAACGGUCAAAACUGUGCUGGCUGGAGUUCUGACAAGGCCCACAAGGCCCUGAAGGCUGCAGCUGAGACUCGCAUUGAGCUCGUGGUCAGGGACAGGCCAUUUCAGCGCACUAUCACUAUGCACAAAGACAGCUCAGGCCACGUGGGCUUCAUCUACAAGUCUGGAAAAAUCACCUCCUUGGUCAAGGACGGCUCUGCUGCUCGUAACGGUCUGUUGACCGAGCAUUACAUCUGUGAGAUCAAUGGACAAAAUGUCAUCGGACUCAAGGAUUCUCAGAUCAAGGACAUUCUGAACACCUCUCCAACCACCAUGACCAUCACCAUCAUGCCCAAGUUCGUCUACGAACACAUGGUCAAGAGAAUGUCCACUGGCCUCCUCCGAACUUCCAUGGAUCACUCUGUCCCCGAGGUGUAAAGAGCAGGAGGAAGACGAUCACUAAAUGUCAGGACGUCUACAAAACACAUCUGUCUCUCUCAUUUAAUCUUUCCAUCGUUGUUCGUCUCAUAUCUAUGUUACUUUUAGCCUUCAUCUUAAUUCUUCUGCUGUGUCACAGUCUCAUCACCAUCUGUGCUCCUGAGCAUUUCUAAUUCUAAAAUGCCUUUUUUUAUUCUGUUUUUUUUUCUUAUCAUUUCUACAUUCCCAUUACUUUUGACAUUUCACAUUCUUAUAUUGUAACAGUUCAGUCUCAUUUAUUAGUUAGUUCUUGUUUUGUAUUUGAGACCAAGGACAGGACAAAAAAUCUUUUUACUUUCAAAGCCUUGCUCACAACCACAAAGUCCAGAGCUUCCUUCUUAGAGUCGCUUUGUUAAAAAUGUCUGUAAAUCCUGGCGGUCGAUCAUCAGAACACUGCAGUGAGUGCUGCAUACCACGGUUGCGCUGUCUGCCUCUGCAUUGUGGCCGGUUUGGGUGCGUAUGCAUUAUGACCGCUGAACUAAUGUAAACAUGUUGGCUGACUUUCUCCUAGAUUUAUAGAGGGCCAGUUUAACUCAUCAUUUAAACCAUACUUUAGGGGGGGGGAAAUGUUGAUUUAGAUCAACACCAUUAUGCUGUAAGGUUAUUUCAACCCUGCAUUUUAGCCUCAGUGAGCUGUGAAGUCACAAGUAUGCUGGAGUCACUGUAGGACAAAACCAGUAACAGCACUGACACUGGUAGUCUGGAUUGUUUUGUUUUGUCUCUUAACAGAAACUCAGACGAUUUAAGGUGCUGUUUUAGCCAAGAGGGCUAAACCCUGGGAUUAUGCAAAUGUUUUUUUAAAAUUAGCUAUUAAUUACAAAACAAACCAGUAGACUGUAACUUUGGGUCACAUUUCACUAAAGCACAGACCUGUGGUAAAUACCCUGAUUGAACAGAACCCAAAAUCCAGUCUUAUAAAUGAUGGCUCUAAAAUGUUGGGUCACAGCCUGAAUUUACUUAAAUAUUCCUUAAAACAUACAAUCCAAAUAUUAAUAGUAAGACUUACAGUAGUGGUGUUUUUUAUUUAUCCCAUGAGGUGGUGUGGUGUCCUUGGAUGUUUUGGUCGAUAGGUACUGGUACACUGAGUGUGAAGGAGAUAAUUGAAUAUUGGAAGGAGAGUAGUAAGAAUAGGCAGCAGCAGUUGAUAUUUGCCAUCUUCUGCAGCUUGGACUGUCCACGCGUCAUCUUAAGAGUCAUAACCAGGAUCACAGGAGACACAGGGAGACUCGGUCCUUCUGUUGCCAGUUUUUGUAUAUGGUGCAGCAUUUCAAGCUUUCUUGGCCAAUCAUGAGUAUUUGUUUAGACGGGGUCUGACUAGUGCAGACCCAUUAAGUGCACUUUUCCACUUCCUUUUUAGAGGCUGACUCUGUUUAUUUCAAUGGAUGGUUUAAGCGGCGGUGUUUGUGGUUCGUCGCGUUAAAGAGAUAUUUCAAAAAUUCAACUCAACUUUUGCGUUAAUGCUCCUAUAUUCCAUGCUGAAAAUCUUCUGCUUACUAGAAAAAAAGAUAAAAGAAAUUCCCUCCGGGACUGGUUUUGAGCUGAGCUCAGGAUUGUGAAUUUCAACAUCAAUAUAUAACCAGUCGCUCCUUUUGAUGCUGUUCAUAUUUCGAAUGCAUGUUCUUCCAUUAAUUUUUUUAGAUAUGUCCUGAUAAACAUCACUGUCGUUCUGUAAAAAAAAAAAGUUUAUAUACGAAUGUAACCAAGAUACUAUUGUAAAACAAAUAAACACCCUUUCUGUUCACUUAGAA